This is a messenger RNA of Nematocida parisii ERTm1, 1871 nucleotides long. RefSeq lists its product as uncharacterized. NCBI's taxonomy places the organism in Eukaryota, Fungi, Microsporidia. The record is from RefSeq and is a predicted model, not a curated record. Bases 1 to 1851 code for a protein of 616 amino acids. The transcript has a single exon.
AUGAGAAUUCACACAAUAGCACUAAUCGGACUAAUAACAAGAAGACUUGUUUCUACCAUUGACAUGCGCUACUGCGGGUUAUUGCAUGAGAUGAACUCAUUGCAAAGUGCGAUCUGCCACCUAUACAGAAAUCAGAUUGGGUUAAGACAGCCCUGGCUACUUGGACAGAACUUUCCGCCCACCCAGAAGCUAUCAACUCAUUUGUUGCGGCAGGGUUAUUCAUACCCCAUGACAAGCGUAGCAUUACACGCUCGCUUAGGGCUGGCUGGUUAUAACAAUCCAAGCCAACCAGGCAGCUUGUGCGGUGACAAAACGCUGUUAUUAUGCAUGCCAAAUACCCCAUCUACACCCAGCACACCUACUAAUAAAAACACAUACAAUCCAUACAACACUACUCCCAAUUCGCCUACUAAUAACAAUACAUACAAUCCGUACAAAACUACUCCCGAUUCACCUACUAAUAACAAUACCUAUAACCCAUACAACGCUACACCGGAUUCACCUACUAAUAAUAACGCCUAUAAUCCGUAUAAUAAUGGGCCUGGAUCAUCUAUUACAGAAAAAGAAGCGCACAAUAACAAAAAAGAAGUUAUUACAGACAAGUCCAACUUAGUAAUUACAAUAGGAAGCACCGAUAAGCACGGCAAUUCUGUUAAUGACAUUAUAUCUCGAAUUGUAAUUAAGAAGCCAGAGAGUGAGCACAAUUUGGCAACAAAUAGUAAAAAUAAUAAUUUACAUGAGCGAGGUGAACCAGCACCACAGUUCUUUGACCAAAAUAGCCAGUUCAAAAACACCCAAAGCAACAACCAACCCCGAAUAAUGCCAAGCAACAGAGAAAACCCAGGAACUCCUUCUUUGGCAGAGCGGCCAGUAAAUGAUAUGUCUGUCAAUGCAUCUUUACAUGCAGAAAAGCACACUAACACAGAAGAAGGCCGUGGCAAAUUGAAUAUAAAUUCUAAUAAUACUGGGGAAUCUCUACAUGAGGAUCUUGAAAUAGAUUAUCGGGCAGAAAAAGAGCAAAGCUACACUCCAGAAAAGAGAAAACUGCGCCUAAAUCCCACCAGCACUAAAAAGAAAAGUUACAAGCCGCAAAAUCGCCAUAAGUUGGAAAAGAGCAGAAAGACAUUUAUACCCCGUCAUAAUAAAGAAAAUGACAACACUGCACAAAACAGUCCAAUUGAUGAUGAGAGUGAUCCUAGCUAUAAAGAACUACCCUGCCCAGACUGUGAUGCUGACAACUCUUCAAAUACAUCCAGUGACUCUGGCGCACAUAUCCAAUCCAGUAAGAGCAAGAACAAUUUGAAAAAGGAGUUAAAAAGGCAAAAGAAAUUAAUCAGAAAGGAAAUUGAAAACCAGUUUAAAGAGAAGGAAAAAGAAAUAAAAAAGCAACUGGAUGCUAUAAAAAGACAGAAAAAAGAAGACGAAAAGCUUCUGAAAAAACUGAAAAAGAUUAAUGAUUCAAAUUAUAACAAUCCAGCCGAUGAAACUCCCUGGAAAAGAGAAAACUCCUAUGACAGCGACUAUCCUGAGACUGUGCCAGACAGAAAAGGAUAUUCUGAUGAUGACGAUGAUGUUCCUCUACCCUCCAGACACUCCAGCAGCAAUAAAGAAACCCUUCAAAGAAUAGAACGGGCUUUAUACGACCUGGAGAGAAAGACCCCUCAAAAGCAAACCAAGCAUCACUAUAUCAAAGCAGUAUCAGAGCCAGAGCCAGAAACCAGCAUAGUAUACAGCACUCCUCCAGAGCCCGUGAAUUAUAUAGAAAGAAAACACUAUAUAUUUAAUAAUAGCCCACCCGCGGUAAAGAAAACAAAACCGGUGGUAUACAUCAGAGCCAGUAGCAUACUAUAAUAAACUCUCAGAAUAAUCAA